UCAAGACCAAUUAGAAUAUUCUGGUCUAAGCUAUAUACUAACCUUAGAUUCGGCCACAACAUAAACCCUAAUCAAACAAAAACCCUAAUUUCAUCCCCAAUUUAACACCCUUCUUCAAUCUUCACUCUUCAAUGGAGGUUGUGCAAGAGAAUCUCCAAAUUCCCGAAAAAAUAGAAUACACCACCCUCACUCCCCUUCCUCUUCCUCUCACCGCCGAUGAUUCCCCAGAUUCCGAUAACCACGAACAAUACUCCGUUUUCCGCAACGAAAUCUCUCUCGACACCCCCCAAGUCAAUUCGGUUUCUUCUACUGCCAUAGAUUUCUUCUCCCUCGACGUCGCUGAUGAAAUUGAACCCGAAGACAACCUCCCGGAGCCUGUCACGCCUGUUGAGCCGAAGACACCGGCUAUCGAACACGAGGUGAAGCUAGAGAAUGGUUGGUUUCGUGGGGAUUGUAAAUUCAAAAGCCCUAUGCUUCAGCUUCAUAAAGAGAUAGUGGAUUUUUGUGAGUUUUUGUCACCUACUCCAGAAGAGAAAGCUAAACGUGAUGCGGCAAUUGAAUCUGUUUUUGAAGUUAUUAAACAUAUUUGGCCUCAUUGUCAGGUUGAAGUUUUUGGGUCUUUCAGGACAGGGUUGUAUCUUCCAACUAGUGAUAUUGAUGUUGUGAUUUUGAAAUCAGGCUUACCAAAACCACAGAUUGGUUUGAAUGCAAUUUCUAGAUCAUUGUCACAAAGGAGCAUGGCUAAAAAGAUACAGGUCAUUGGAAAGGCUCGCGUGCCAAUUAUUAAAUUUGUUGAAAGGAAGAGUUGUCUUUCCUUUGAUAUAAGUUUUGACUUAGAGAACGGACCGAAGGCUGCCGAGUAUAUUCAGGAUGCAGUGGCUAAGUGGCCACCAUUACGGCCAUUGUGUUUGAUUUUAAAAGUAUUUUUACAACAAAGAGAACUUAAUGAGGUAUAUUCUGGUGGGAUUGGUUCUUAUGCUCUCCUGACCAUGCUGAUGGCAAUGUUGCGGAAUGUCCGACAGAGCCAAGCUUCUGCAGAGCACAACUUAGGGCUCCUUUUGGUACAUUUUUUCGAUAUUUAUGGACGUAAAUUGAAUACCUCAGAUGUUGGUGUAGAUUGUAAUGGAGAAGGCACCUUUUUCCAAAAGAGUAGUCGAGGGUUUUACAACAAAGCACGGCCAUUGCUUCUCGGAAUUCAGGAUCCACAGACUCCAGACAAUGACAUUGGGAAGAAUUCCUUCAAUUACUUCCAGGUCAGGUCAGCGUUUUUAAUGGCUUACUCAACUUUAACAAAUCCCAAGGUCAUCCUGAGCUUAGGACCUAAUAGGAGCAUCCUUGGCACUAUAAUUAGACCAGACCCCGUCUUGAUGGAGCGCAAAGGGGGGUCAAACGGAGAAAUGACUUUUAAUAGUUUACUCCCCGGUGCUGGUGAGCCAAUACGACAGCAGUACGGAGAGCAUGAUAUGUUAUGCAAUUGGCAGUUAGAUUUUGAAGAAGAACCACUACCUCGUGGAGACGGAGAUAACACCCCUGCGGAGCCCAGCACACGCUCUUCCAGGAAAAAGAGAAAAUCUGCAUCUAAGGAGAAUAAGGAAAAUGGAUCUGUGACAGAAAACGGUGUACAUAAGAAACAUAAGAAAAAACGGGUUAAACAGAGGUUAGAGGCCAGUUGCUGAGGUAUUGUAAUAUGAUCAGUGGUUUAUAGAAGUGCAGGAACAAGGCAACACAAUCACAGACAAAUUUGAGGCCAAAAUGACCCUACAAUGUGAGCUCUAUUUAUGCCUGGGUGGGUACCCACAGAGAAGUGCCUUCACUGUGUAACAUAUCAAGGAUACGGAAUCAUUUCCAUGAUUUAUUAAAAUUUCUUUAUACAGAAAUCAAUUUUGCUAGUAUCAUAUACCACAAGUUGAAUGGGAAUGCCCUCAAAUUGUAAUGUAAGUCAAUUCAAAAGUUUGCUAAGCAUGUAUUCUUUCAUUUGCUGCUGAACAAUAUUGACUAUGUUAACUUAAAACAUUUUUCUUCUCAA
Molecule: messenger RNA, 2026 nt
Organism: Medicago truncatula (barrel medic)
Lineage: Eukaryota; Viridiplantae; Streptophyta; Magnoliopsida; Fabales; Fabaceae
Product: terminal nucleotidyltransferase 4A
Exons: 13
Coding region: 132-1676 (514 amino acids)
Biological process (GO): polyadenylation-dependent ncRNA catabolic process; RNA 3'-end processing
Cellular component (GO): nucleolus; TRAMP complex
Molecular function (GO): mRNA binding; poly(A) RNA polymerase activity
Source: RefSeq, a predicted model, not a curated record